This is a messenger RNA of Opisthorchis viverrini, 261 nucleotides long. RefSeq lists its product as hypothetical. The transcript is spliced from 2 exons. Bases 1 to 261 code for a protein of 86 amino acids. NCBI's taxonomy places the organism in Eukaryota, Metazoa, Platyhelminthes, Trematoda, Opisthorchiida, Opisthorchiidae. The record is from RefSeq and is a predicted model, not a curated record.
AUGUUUGGAUUGGCCAUCCCCCGAUUGUCAUUAACUUGGUCCGCUUCAGGUGUCCAUAUCGAAUACGCUCAAGUUGAGGGUAGAGCUCAUAUUGAGCGAAUGUCGACACGUGCACGGCACCCGCAAGUUGCUGGCCCCAACGCACACAGAAAGACGUUCCUCCGUAUCGUUGGCCCCAUUGGUCUAGACAACCAUGUUUUGCACCGUAGACACAACCUAGCAGUUCCAAUACUCAAUGUUCAACAGACCCUUGGGAUUUAA